AUGAAGAGACUCGGGCGUGAGGCAUGGACCUGCUCACGAUGUAUACGACAAUCGCGGCGCAGUUUGGCCACGUCCAGUACGGCGAGAGGAGCGGCAGCGGCAGCAACAGCGACAACAGCAUCUCGAGCAGAGAACCACCAUCCCAUAUCGAAGGCGGCACCGAGUACGAGGCACGAUGACAAGACCUUGCGAGACAUCUUCGACGAUCCUCGAGCAUGGCAAGACUUCUCUCUAAGAACGAAAUAUCACCGCAGCGGGAGAAAUGCUGGACUGCUGCAAAAUCGAUACCUCACUCGGCCAGAAGGGUUUGGCGAGUUCGCCAGGGUCACUUUGCAAAAGAGCAGAAAGAUUGUCGCGCAAGUUUUGGCAUACGACAGCGUGGAGGGAUACAAGAGAAUAGCCAGAGAUAUGGAUCGAUUGAGUGACUUGCUUUGUCGUGUCAUUGAUCUCAGCGACUUCAUUCGAUCAGUACAUCCGGACAGAGAGAUACAAGCUGCUGCGACCCAGGCGUAUGCGAUGAUGUUCCAGUAUAUGAACGUUCUCAACACCACGACAGGUCUCGAUUCGCAGCUGAAGAAGGCAGUCUCGAUACCUGAAGUAUUUCAGUCGUGGAGUGAGGAAGAAAGGACAGUUGCGGACAUUUUGAUUCGAGACUUUGCCAAGUCAGCGAUAGAUCUGCCCGAGGCGGAGAGGGAAGCGUUUGUGAGGAUGUCAGACGAAGUGCAGGAGACUGGCAAUGAGUUCGUCGAGAAUAUGGCAACAGAAACGCCACAUCUCUCGUUCGACAGCAGUAAAAUGAAGGGAAUGGAUCCGGUGCUCGCACGGCAGCUGACGAAAUGGGGCAAGAUAACAUUACCAACAGAAGGCAUGCCAGCGACUCUGGCCACGAGGACUGUGGAAGAUGCGGACAUUCGACAGGAAAUUUACGUGGCCAACCGGACGUCAUCUAAGGACAACAUUCAUCGGCUAGAGCGACUUCUCCGACUUCGUGCCGAGUCCGCGAAGCUUGCAGGAUUUGACAGUUACGCUCGAUUGACGCUCUCCGACAAGAUGGCUAAGUCGCCCGAGUCCGUCAUGUCUUUUCUGGACGGUCUGGCUCAGGUCAAUGAACCUCACGUACGGGGUGAGAUGGCGGAGCUGCUGGCGUUGAAGAGAGCGGAUGCACACUCGUCUUCUGUCUUUUCAAGCGAGCACUCGCUCCAUGCGUGGGACAAGGAGUAUUACACACAGAAGCUUCUCAAUGCCAAUCGAUCGCGCGCACGAACACCCGAUGCACUCAGCGCAUAUUUCUCCCUCGGGACAGUCUUUCAGGGAUUGUCCCGCCUAUUCCACCGUCUCUAUGGCAUCCGCCUCGUGCCGAGGGAAACACUUCCCGGCGAGACCUGGAACUCUGAUGUCCGUCGACUGGACGUCAUCGAUGAUCAUCAAGGACACAUCGCUGUCAUCUACGCCGACCUGUUCGAGCGUGCUGGAAAGUCGCCCAAUCCAGCACACUUUACCCUCCGCUGCUCCCGACGUAUCGACGAUGAAGAGAUGCAAGAAGCUGCACAGCUCAGCUCUCAGCCUGGCUCACCUUUCCAAACCGCACAAGAAGCAGUCAACGAUGGCCUGGCAGUCAGCUACAACCCUCGAGAUGGCAAUGCUCUAUAUCAACUGCCCACAAUCGCUCUCAUCUGCGACUUUGCGCCGCCGUCGGCAUAUUCUGCAAAAGGCACCCGACCGACACUUCUGACUUUCCGAGAGCUGACAACGCUUUUCCACGAGAUGGGCCAUGCUCUGCACUCUAUCUGUGGACGUACUGCCCUGCAAAAUGUCUCUGGCACACGCUGCGCCACUGACUUUGCAGAACUGCCGUCCGUCUUGAGCGAGUACUUCGCGGCCGCGCCAGAAGUCCUUGCACUAUAUGCUCGACACUGGGAGACCGAUGCUCCACUGGAUGCCAGCCGGAUCGCCGAGCGUGUGGAGCUGGACCGCAGUAUGCAGGGAGCCGAGACGGAGAGCCAGAUCCUUCUCGCCAUGCUAGACCAGCGCUACCACUCCUCAGAUCCACUCGGCCCCAGCAACAGCAGCACCGAAGUCUAUCACGAUGUCUGGUCGAAGUACUCGAGCGUUCCUGAACCCGCCGGCACCAGCUGGCAGGGCUUCUUCGGCCAUCUCUUCGGCUAUGGCGGCACAUACUACUCCUACCUCUUCGAUCGCGCCAUUGCAGGUAAAAUCUGGCGGGACGUGUUUCAGAGGACCCAGGGUGGUGCGGUGAAUCCUGCGGCUGGGCAGUUGUAUCGCGAAGAAGUGUUGCGCUGGGGUGGAGGACGUGAUGGGUGGAAGUGUGUGGCUGGCGUGUUGAGGGAGGGGAAGGGCGGAGUUCUGGCAGAGGGUGGGAGAGGCGCAAUGGAGAUGGUGGGCAAGUGGGGAGUGCACACUUGA
Molecule: messenger RNA, 2424 nt
Organism: Zymoseptoria tritici IPO323
Lineage: Eukaryota; Fungi; Ascomycota; Dothideomycetes; Mycosphaerellales; Mycosphaerellaceae
Exons: 1
Coding region: 1-2424 (807 amino acids)
Biological process (GO): peptide metabolic process
Cellular component (GO): mitochondrion
Molecular function (GO): metalloendopeptidase activity
Source: RefSeq, a predicted model, not a curated record